AUGACACUGAAUCUUGGGGCCCUGAGGGUGCUGCUGCCUCACAGCCCCAAUACCUCCAAAAUUCCUUCACCAAAAUCCAACCGUCUUCCUUCCAACAUCCCCCUUCGAACCCUCACAAACCGAUCCGAACACGGCGCCCAAUCGACGUCAUUGCUGGCUGGCCAUCGGGACCAGCCAUCCUACGAGAGACACUCCUCCGACUCUGCCGAUUCCGACUCUUGGACUGACACCGGUGAUCUCGCCGAGCAGUUGGCAGAUGAGGAGGAUCCCUUGCGGAAGACCCUCGCCGAUACCUCCGUAAACGAGGACCUCUUCGCCGGCGCCUUUAAACGUCAUCCUAAGCAUAAACGCGUCCAAUUUAGGAGGUCCGUCUCCGAACAUAGUCAUCAACGCUCCUCCAGAUCCUUCAACGGCACUAUCGAUAAAGAAGCUAUCGAGGUCCCCAACGUACCACCACGUCGUAUCUCUAGAGCAGAGCGUAUCAUAUUCGCCAUCAUGCCGGGUGCCGGGGUACACGGUUUCACGGGCAAAGCCCUCAUUUACUUUACGAGUAUAUUCGUUUCGUUAGGUGUUUUCUUAUUCGGAUAUGAUCAAGGAGUUAUGUCGGGUAUCAUCACGGGCCCGUACUUCCGGGAUUACUUCAAGAAUCCGUCGAAAGCAGAAGUCGGCACGAUGGUUGCUAUUCUUGAGAUUGGUGCCUUAGUCUCAUCCUUAGUAGUAGGAAGAGUUGGCGAUAUCAUCGGUCGGCGAAGGACGAUCUUGUACGGCUCGAUCAUCUUCUUCGUCGGUGGAGCUUUACAAACUUUUGCUGCCAAUAUGCCCAUGAUGAUGCUGGGUAGAAUCAUUGCGGGUCUCGGUGUUGGUUCUUUAUCCACCAUUGUUCCCGUCUACCAAUCCGAAAUUUCUCCUCCUCACAAUAGAGGUAAAUUGGCCUGUAUCGAGUUCUCGGGUAACAUUAUCGGUUACACGACGUCCGUCUGGGUCGAUUACUUCUGCGGUUUCAUUACCAGCGACUUGUCAUGGCGCAUCCCUCUACUGAUGCAGUGCGUGAUGGGUGCCCUUUUAGGUUUGGGCAGCUUAGUUAUUGUCGAAUCACCAAGAUGGCUUCUAGACAAUGACCACGACGAGGAAGGUAUUGUAGUCAUCGCUAACCUAUACGGUGGCGGAGACAUCCACAAUGCUAAAGCUAGAGACGAAUAUCGCGAAAUCAAGAUGAAUGUCCUACUCCAACGAAUGGAAGGCGAACGAACCUAUACCGAGAUGUUCCGUCGCUACAAGACUCGAGUCUUCAUUGCUAUGUCAGCACAAGCUCUCGCCCAACUCAAUGGAAUUAACGUCAUCUCAUACUACGCUCCGUACGUUUUCGAGUCCGCUGGUUGGGUUGGCCAUGAGGCAGUCAAAAUGACCGGCAUCAACGGUAUAACAUAUCUGCUUUCAACCAUCCCACCGUGGUACGUCGUCGACAGAUGGGGUCGCCGAGUCAUCCUCCUUACCGGUGCCAUUGCGAUGGCAAUAUCUUUAUCCUUAGUAUCAUACUUCAUCUACCUAGACAUCAAGUCUACACCAACAUUGGUAGUCGUCUUUGUCAUGAUAUAUAAUGCCGCGUUCGGUUAUUCGUGGGGACCAAUCCCAUGGCUUUACCCACCCGAGAUUCUGCCUCUCAGCAUUCGAUCGAAAGGAGCAAGUUUAUCAACUGCUUCCAAUUGGGCAUUUAACUGGCUUGUCGGCGAGAUGACUCCUAUCUUACAAGAAUGGAUCAAGUGGCGGCUGUAUUUAGUACAUGCAUUCUUCUGUGUAGUCAGUUUCGUCGUUGUUUAUUUCAUAUAUCCCGAGACCUGUGGUGUACGAUUAGAAGACAUGGACUCGCUUUUUGGAGAUGCUAGCACUGCGGUGGGCACUCCUGGCGUGAGAUCUGAGACCGGUUCUCUGGUCCGAGCCGGAUCACCGGUGCCGUCACUUGACCUUCGAGGACGACCCCUUGGCUCGGAUGCUAAUAUUCCUCCGAUGGAUAUCGAUCCUCCUACUUUGAAUAUUGUAGAUGGAAAGCCACAGUUACGGUCCGAAAGCCAGAGUUCAAGAGGACGGGUAGGUGAAUGGCUCACGAGGAUGGUUGGACAGAACCGAGGCACAAGCAGUAGCCCGGCUAGUGGAACCAGAUAUGCGCCAUUAGACCAGCGAGAUGACUGA
Messenger RNA from Hypoxylon trugodes, 2187 nucleotides. Its product is annotated as sugar transporter STL1. Gene Ontology annotation, biological process: transmembrane transport; carbohydrate transport. Gene Ontology annotation, molecular function: carbohydrate:proton symporter activity. The coding region runs from base 1 to 2187 and encodes 728 amino acids. Gene Ontology annotation, cellular component: membrane. The transcript is spliced from 6 exons. Lineage: Eukaryota; Fungi; Ascomycota; Sordariomycetes; Xylariales; Hypoxylaceae. The record is from RefSeq and is a predicted model, not a curated record.